Messenger RNA from Pristis pectinata (smalltooth sawfish), 8409 nucleotides. RefSeq names its product heat shock transcription factor 1 (gene hsf1). Gene Ontology annotation, molecular function: sequence-specific DNA binding; DNA-binding transcription factor activity. Gene Ontology annotation, biological process: regulation of DNA-templated transcription. The coding region runs from base 237 to 1808 and encodes 523 amino acids. The record is from RefSeq and is a predicted model, not a curated record. The transcript has 14 exons. NCBI's taxonomy places the organism in Eukaryota, Metazoa, Chordata, Chondrichthyes, Rhinopristiformes, Pristidae.
GUGAGUAAGAUGGCGGCGGUUGCCGGGGAGUGCGCUGGGGCAGGUUAAGCGCAGUCUCCGAGAAUACUGUUUUCUUUUGCCCUUCGUUAUACUUUUUCUCCGUGACUGCGCCCUCGGGAAGGCUCCGAGGACGAGCAGCGGUGCCAAGCGUUGAGAGUGACCGCGCAGCAACUCCCCGCCCCCCAACCUGUCCCGCGUCCCGGACUCCAGGCCCCGGGCCUCCCUUCGGGCUCCGGAUGGACGCUCACGGCAGCAACGUGCCCGCCUUCCUCACCAAGCUGUGGACUUUAAUCGAGGAUCCUGACACCAAUGAACUCAUCUGCUGGAGCGCAAGUGGCAACAGUUUCCAUGUCUUUGACCAAGGACGUUUUGCAAAAGAAGUGCUUCCAAAAUACUUCAAGCACAACAACAUGGCCAGCUUUGUGAGGCAGCUCAACAUGUAUGGUUUCCGUAAAGUUGUGAACAUUGAACAAGGUGGUCUUGUGAAACCAGAGAAGGAUGAUACAGAAUUUCAACAUGUGUACUUUAUCCGGGGCCAGGAACACUUGCUGGAAAAUAUCAAGAGAAAGGUGACAAAUAUAUCAAGUGUAAAGCCUGAAGAGCUGAAAGUCCGUUCGGAUGACGUCAGUAAAAUUCUAAAUGAUGUCCAAAUCAUGAAAGGGAAGCAGGAAAACCUGGACGCCAAGCUAAUGACCAUGAAGCAUGAAAACGAAGCAUUGUGGCGUGAGGUGGCCAGCCUGCGACAGAAACACGCACAACAGCAGAAAGUCGUGAAUAAGCUAAUUCAAUUUCUAAUUUCACUUGUGCAGUCCAACAGAGUCAUCGGUGUGAAGAGGAAAAUGCCUUUGAUGUUAAAUGAUAGUAGUUCUGCGCAUUCCUUGCCAAAGUACAGUCGUCCAUUCUCCUUGGAACCCUUGCAGGAAUCAGCAGCACUGACACAAACUUGUACAAACUUUCCAGGAAACAGCUGUUAUUCACCAGACAACACUUUGUCGUCUGGUCCGAUUAUUUCGGACAUCACAGACCUGGCACAGUGCAGCCCUUCACCCUCCCCAUCUCUUGUGGAAAGAACUAGUCCUCUGCUCCAUAUUAAAGAAGAGCCUCCAAGUCCAACAGCUCAGCCGGAAAUUGAGGUGGUCAGUCCUGUUGCCACUGGCACUGAAGAGCCCCUCUCUCCAUCAACCUUCAUCGAUUCCAUCCUGGAGGACAAUGACAGUAGCACUGCACAACCACAGCCUGAGGACCAAUGUCUCAGUGUGGCCUGCCUUGACAAUUUGAUUCAAGCCCAGCAGAUGUCAGAAGUCAAUUGUGUUAUCUCCAGUCUUUCCUCUUCUACUCGUCCCAGAGCACUGAUAGGAAAUGAUCUCUACAAUCACUUGGAUCGAAUUGAUUCCAGUCUGGAUAACCUACAGAACUUGUUAUCAGGACAAUCCUUCAGCAUGGAAUCCAGCACACUUUUAGAUCUGUUCAGCCCGUCACUUUCUGCUGUCGAUCUGAAUUUGCCAGAUGUGGAAGGUAACCUUGCUGCAAUGCAGGAUUUAUUGGGCUCACAGGAACAGAAAUGCUCAGAUACAAACACAAGCACAGUAGAUACAGGAAAACAGGUUGUCCAGUACAGUGCACCACCUCUGCUGCUAGUCGACUCCAACUCCAACGACACAGGAGACCUCCCUGUCUUAUUUGAUCCUGGAGAUUCUCCAUUCUUUCCACCAGAAGAGAACCUGAAUCCAGAACCCACGGACGAUGACCCACUCUCCCUCCUAUCAAGCACCAACCUGUCAACAACAAAGGAUCCUUCCAUCUCCUAACUAUAGGAGAAACCCUCUCCCCUUUCUCACCCAUCCCACCCCCCCCCCCCCCCCCACCCCCCCACCCACCCAAACAUGCCAGUUGCUGGAAUGCUUGUUUGGGCCAUAGCUUUCUGCUUCAGGAAAGGAUGCAGUACAAAAGAGUGAAACAGUAUCUAUAAAUAUUAAUUUUGAUGACCAGUUUGUGUUACUAACCUGAAACUCUCAUGACAAGAACAGCCCAGGUACUAUGACAGGGAAGAGUAUCAUAGGGUUUCUUAUCCUGUUGUGAUUAAGGACAAGAUUGAUUGCAGAUUGCAAUUUUAUAGUCUUGUUUCUUUAUACUUCCCAACCCAUGCCAUACACCCCUCUCUUGGGGAGCAGUUAGACCUUUGUCCCAACAGCACCAGGUUCUGUCUGAGGGAAAUUCCGAAACCACUCUGAUUUUUGUCCUGGGUGAGGAGAGAGAAUUCUGCUAUCUUGUUUCAUUUACUUCUGUGCUGCCCCUCCUCUCCACCCCCUCCUUCCCCAAACCCUGCCUCCAUUGUCCUUGUUUUUGUAUAUUUACACGUUAAUCCAGUUGCUGAUUACUGAAGAUGUAUUUUUGAUUCAUAUAUUAUUAAACAAAAAAGGUUUUUUAAAAAGACAAGUAAAUAUUCCAGCUUGUAUUCUAAAGCCUGUGAUGCUGCGGUAGAAGGAGGUUUAUUUUUUUAUACAUUAUAUUUUGGAAGCUUGUAAAAGGGUUUUGUGAAGGAUCAGAAAUUGGAAUGGGGAGGGUGUUGGAAUCUGUUCUAACAAGUUGUAACCCAUGCACGUCUCAUCUCCACUUCUUAACACGCGCAUAAACUCACCCACAGUGGAGAUGAGUUCAAUCCACUGAACUCAAUCCUGUGUUCUUUCCAACACUAGUUUAGUUCAAGGGAGUGAAGGGCUGUGUCUCUCUCAGUAUUUUGAAUGCUUUUUAUUAGAUCUUGGUGCUUACAAUUAGAAAGCACAGUUUCAGUUGAUACUUGCCCCAACCCACAAACCCCCACCCAGUAAUUGUGUAGUCUUUCAAUAAACUGCUAGCCCUGCUAGGGUCAGUGCAAAAGAGCCAAAGAGGCAUUUUUCAAAAAGGUUUCCUCGCACUGUCCUGGCCAAAAUUUAACUCUCACCCAGCUGUAAGUAAAACAGAUCAUCUCUCAUUUGUUGCCCAGUCAUGUUUGUUUGUAGGACCUUGCAUUGUGCAUUUGGCUGCCAACUUGGCCAGUCCCUUGGAGCUGAGGAUGGCUCAAGACGACUCUAGACUUUGCUAGAGUGGGGCAGAAGAAGCUUGACAGGGUGGGUGGGUUGUCUGGGAGGUUUGGCACUUUUGCUGUUUUUACUUGGCCUCCAUCGAAGAGACUUGAAGUACUUGGUGCCUUCCAGGAUGCUCCUCCAUUCUGGGCAGUCCCAAGCCAAAGAUAUUUCACUGGCAAUGCUAUAUUUUUGUUCCAAGAAAGUUUUGAGAACAUCCUUGGAAGUGUUUUCUCUGCCCUGGAAAUCCUUUGUCACAACAGAGCUCAGAGUGCCUGUUUCACAAGUCUGGUGUCAGAUGCAGAGACGGAGUGUGGUGCUCCCAUUAGAGCUGCCUAAGCAUUAGUAGAGCCUUCAUGCUGGUGAUGUUAUCCUGGAAGAAGAAUUCCUCUGAUAGAUUUGUCUGUUGAGCAUCAGCUGCACUUCCCAACUUGUUUAUUGGCUACCCAAGCUCUGGGGGAAAUGUGAAAGAGUUGAUGUAAGAGUAAGCUCUUCUGUCACUUGCUGUUGCAUGGGGCUUUCGUUGUUUGUUAAAGUGUGUGCUUAGUUCAAUAACCAAGGAAUCAAUAAUGAUAAGCUCUGGAUAUAGAGAGAUUCUAGCCCUUCUCAUCCCUGUUGUCACCCUUUGGUACCAACAGCAUUAUGCCUGAAAUCAUGAGCUUUGUAGCGAAGAAAUAGUUAUAGAGACAUGGAGAUAAACAACAUGGAGAACAGGCCCUUUAGCCCAACUCGUCCGUGCCAACCAAGUUGCCUACCUGAGCUAGUCCCAUUUGCCUGUGUUUGGCCCAUAUCCCUCUAGACCUUACCUUUCCAUGUACCUGUCCAGGUGGAAAAAAUGAAAUGUUCCUAAAGGAGUUCAUGAUGUAAAUUGAGUGUGCAUAGUAACUCCAGCAUAAGUGUCUUAUAGCACACGUAAAAUGCUAAAACUGUACUACUGUUAACCCUUCCCUCCACCUCACACCUUGCUACUUUUCCUGACCCCUGAACAGUUAGGUCCAUUAAUUGGCAAGUCAUCCUCAGGUUGCAGCUCAGACCAUUAGGGCAUUUACCUCCAUCCAGAAAGGGCAGUAGUUGAACCACUUGGGUUUUCAUGACAGUCUGGCAGCAUAUAUGGUCAUUUCAUUUUACGUUGGGCCAGAAAUUGGGUUUUAACAAUUAUUUUUUUUACCCAGAUUGUCACAGUGGAAUAUGAAUUUAACAAUAUUGGGUUGCUAGUCCAGAGUAAAACCUUUAGCCUAGUAUUUAAAUGAAACCUGUACUUUUCUGAACAAAAAGUAUGAAACUAUUCCUCCGUCAAGAAAUGAAAAUGUGCUAAAGGAAAUGUAUUGGGAGAAGUUAGGGGGAGUAUUGGGAGGGGAGGGGACAAAAGCUGCUUCAAGGUGGAGCCCCAAAUUUGUCUUAAUUAGUUAUUAUAAAUUUGAGAGAGGAGCUGUGGGUGGUUGAGGAAUGCCAGCUAGGAGGGUGAAUGAAAUAUUUGAAGGACUUUGGAUGUGUCGGGCAAGGAUGCAGAGGGAAUGUGGGUACCUACAAGGAGCACACCACAGUAGUCUUCGGGGAGUCAGCAGAGACAAGCAUCUCUGGAGUUGUUGGGAAUUAAUUAAAUACUGUGAUUGAGGAGUUGAGCUCAAUGGCUUGUGGUUGCAGCAAUGCCCUAAGUGGUGGGAAAAAAAGCAAUGUUACUACUUAAUCUUAGUCCUAAUUAAUCUUGAAAGAGAUGCUGGUGAGCUUCCUCGUUGUAUUGUUGCAAUUCAUGUGCUGAAGCUACACCAAUAAACUGUGGGAAGCUGCAGGAUUUUAAUCCACCAACAGUGAAGGAACAGUGAUAUAUUUUCCGAAACUGGAUGAUAUAUGAUUUAGAGGGAAUCUUAAAGGUGGUGUUCUCAUGCAUCUGCUGCUUACGACCUUUGUAGUUGUAGGAGAGGGCUGUCAAAGAAGCCUCAGCUCAUGCAGUGUGCAUUGGUGGUUGCUUGAAUAUCCGGGUACCACUCAGGCCGUUACAAAGUUUAUGGCCACGUUGAUCAUCUUGAGGGUUGUCGAGACCUGGAGAGAAUUCCACCACACUCCAAACUUGGCCCUUGUGUAUGAAAAGGCUCUGGGGCUGAGUCACAAUGCAGUAUACCCAGUUCCUCUUCUGUUUGUGUAGCUUAUGUGGCUGGUCCACUUGCUGGCCGAUGGCAUCUCCUAAAUGCUCAAGGUGAGGUGAUUAUGCUCUCUUCUUGGAGUUGAUCAUUGAUAUGUGUGUGGAGCCCAUUUUUUUUUUAAUGUUAUCUAGUUCUUUUAGGCAUAGACUGCUUUGUUAUCAGGCACGUUGAAAAUGGAACUGAACAUUGUGCAAUCAUCAGUAGGUAUCUACACUUCUGUUCUUAAGGUGGAAGGAAGUCUAUUGAUGAAGCAUGAAUAAGGACAACUCAUUUUUAGGUAUGACUUCUGCAGCACUUGCCAUGCCGUCCUCAUAGAAGCAGAGUUGUUCCCGGGGUUUGAAUUCGAGGAUAUGUUGGGCUAUGAAGUCACAGGUGAGGGGAGGAAAUGCACUCCAGCCACUGGCCCAUAGCACCUCAUGGAUACUUGAAUCUGCUCUGAACAGAUAGCUGGGUGUCCAGUUCUACUGUCAGGAUCAGUCCUGGGUGGUCUUGCUGUUGUUUUUAUGAUUGUAUUUUGUCAGAGGUGUUUACAAUUGAGGCAUUUGCUGUGCCAUUUCAGACAACCAACCAGGUUCACUCACGAUAUUUAUGAGACUGAACUCUUGUUUGGGCCAGUAUCUAAAUCAGUUUGCCCCUGCUGUAAGGGUGUGUGAUGGGUCAGAGGGAGGAUCCCUGCACUUGGAAUGUGUGACAGGACCAGUAUAGAGCGAGCUUUUCUGUAUUGAACCCAUUCUAUCCCUACCCUGGGAGUGGGGGGAGUUGCUGAUGAGACAGUGUAGAGGGAACGUUGUAUCUAACCUAUUCUGUCCCUGCUCUGGGAAUGUUUGAUGGGAAAGUGUAAAGAGCUUUGCUCUGUAUCCAACAAUAAACACUGAGCUAAACUUUUUAUUCCAGACUUAUUCAAUGAACUGACAUUUAAAUUCCACAGUGGAAUAUGCACUUGGUUUUCCAAACAUUUGGUCCAGGCUUCAGAUUAUUUGCUCUUUGGCAAACUGAGAAAGCAAAAGGUGUUGCUUCUGACGCUGCGGCACACCCUCAGCACCUCCCAUAGAUUGUGGUGCAUCCCAAUUCCUCAGAGCAGAUCGAAUCUCUGCCCUGUUAUGGAAGGGGCAGGAUAGGUGAUCCUUGUGGUUUCCAGGGCUAAAGGAACAGGCUCCAACCAGUGGAAAUGUCCCUGUAGAGUACUGGGGAAAGAGCUGUAGGAAAAUCGGGAUUCCCUCAACCAAAAGAGGGAUGUGAUGAGGAAAUGCAAGCUGUGCAUUGUGCCAGUACCAGGGCCUUCCAGAUUAAGUGCCCAGUAACCUGACUGCCCAUGUUCAUUGUAGUAAAUCCCCAGCCACUGCUGAACCCCCACAGUCAUUUACCUUGACCCUGUCCACAGAAUAAUCCUCCACUACUGUUAGCUCACAACACCAGUGCAGAGGAGCAGUGAUUUGCCUGUUGAUGUUAAGUCUGCAUGUGAAUUAAUAUCUGAUCAUACUUGAGCUCCCAGGUAUUAGUCAGUGUGCUGCUUGUGGACUAGCAAUUAAAGGUAUCAUCAGGUCCCCAGCUCUCCCCCUUCAGAUCUUGAAUUCUGCUUUACUCAGUUGAAAUUUUAAACUGGGGAUGUCUCCUUCCUCCUGAAUUCUGUUCCAUUGCUGUGUUGGGCACUGGGUUCCAGUACCAAAAACUGUGGUGGUAUCUUGUCUGUUAUUAACCCACAUGAAAUGAAAGGAAGUCUGGAUGUCUGUAUAGCAAGCAAUUAGGAAGGCAAAUUGCUUGGAGUUAGGGAGUCCUGCUACAACUGCACAGAAUGUGGUGUGCAGUUUUGGUCUCCCGCUCUCAGAAUGAACACGGGUUCAAUGUGAGGAGGCUGGAGCAGGCAUUUGCCCCCUCGCAGUGUUCUGCCGUCUAAUUGUUAUGGCUUUUGUUUUACCAUAACACCAUUUCCCUUUUGAUGACCCUCAAUUAAUACCUAAAUAAAAAUCUAUUGAACUCAGUCUUGAAUAGUCCACUGUCCACUGAGUGGGAAAUUCCAAAGAUUCACCACCCCAUUGUUAAAGAAGUUUCUCUUUUGUAAAUGCCUUCCUUCUGUGCCAUAAACUUGGUGCUUUUCUUUUUAAUUAUGAUUUCCAUCUCAGUCCUGAAGAAAUUUGAAUGAGUUGAUGAGAUCCUCUCAGUCUUCUAAAUUCCAGAGAGUAGGUAGAAGCCUGGGAUACUAGAGCUGUCCUGAGGAUGGGCCUGUGUUCAUUAGAGUCUAGAGGAAUAAGUUCGGGUCAUAUCAGGACAGGUAAGAUUGUGAAGGGACUGGUGAGGAGAUGGGCACAGCUGUUUCCUUUGUCUGUGGAGUCUUGAACUAGGGGAGUGGCUACCCUCUUCCUUCCUGCACUUUGGAAGCAUUAACACAAUGCAGAGGAAGGUUGUGGACAGGCAUUGGGGCACUGCAGCUAGCCCUUCCUCUCUGCCCCACCCACAGGAACAGUCUACAACCUCUUGAAGUUUGAAGCAAAUCUGUGUUUCCUCAGUCACCCUGGUGCAGUCCCUGACCCCCAUGGCUUAUCAUCCCUGCAGACAGGCCUCCAGCCUGAUAAAGCGCAGGGACCAUGUGGCUCAUGUACCAUCCUGCUGACAAGACGAAUGCUGCAGCUCCUUCAUUCAAAUGUGUCUGGGUGUAAACGGAUUUGAUUUCCUACUUUCUGAUAUCUAACAGUGGCAGGAAUCGGCCCCUCGAGUCUGUCAGAAGUUUGAAGUCAAAGCUGGUUUGAUCUUGGCCUUGGCUCCACUCUUACAACCUGUUCCCUGAAGCUUUUGACUCUCCCGCAGACCAAAAAUUAACAUUGGCAUUCUGGUGAUUUGAGAUUUUAAAGUAAAUCUAAUAUGUAAAACAAACACAUUCUUACAUUUGUGGUUUUCCCGGUUAACCAAACUGAUAGACACCCCACACACAGCCACAUUCCUACACACCUACUCAGACAGACCAUCCACACACCACAUUCUACCUUUCAACACUUGAUACUGAGCGCCAUGUAGCACUGUCUUCGGUUAGUUCCCGUGGUGAUUGGCAAAUAUAUGUAUCAGACAUUAAGUCUUCAAUAUUGUAUUUAAAUGCUUUAAAUACAGAUCCCUUGAGUGAGUGAAGGGACUUUGAAAUGUAGAUAAAUUGUAAGUGCAACUGUUUUAUGUGAUAAUAAAGAUGAUUUUAUAUAUAAUCUAUCCAUAAAAGGAAA